This is a messenger RNA of Rangifer tarandus platyrhynchus (Svalbard reindeer), 555 nucleotides long. Lineage: Eukaryota; Metazoa; Chordata; Mammalia; Artiodactyla; Cervidae. The record is from the annotation of a GenBank genome assembly.
AUGAGCACAAAGCAUACGAGAGAGAAAGAGGACAUGGUGGGGCUCUUUGCUCACCCGCACAGUCCCUCCAGGAUCGCACCCUGGAAGAGGAGCAAACACAACAAAAGGCGGAGGAGAGCCUGGCCGAGCGGUCGACAUCCACAAAACGCGAUGACUGGACCCCAGCACACCACUCUGCGACGGUGCCAAGCGUCCUCCCUUCGGUCCAGAAAACAGGCCACCUUUGAGACUUGCUCCCUGGGCGGGGAGAAAGCACGAAGCGCCCGGGGUCGGGCUGAGAGCUUACGUAAGGGCAACCGGCGGCUGCGCCCGGGUCUCCCAAGUGUGGGCGCUGAGCCCCAGGCCCAGGGUGGCCUCCCUCCGGUCCGCUCCCCCGCGUCUCUGCCGGGGACCACCGGCCCGGAGCCCGCGGCGCCCGCGCUGGGCGGGGGCGUCCUCCCGCAGCCACCCAGCUUCCCGGGGGAGGAGCAGCGCAUCGCGCAAGCAUCCGGGAGCGGCGGAGGGGGCGGGAGGAAGGGCGAGAGGAGGAAGCGGGAUUUAAACGAAAGGCGGUGA